Molecule: messenger RNA, 1509 nt
Organism: Varanus komodoensis (Komodo dragon)
Lineage: Eukaryota; Metazoa; Chordata; Lepidosauria; Squamata; Varanidae
Gene: CELF4
Product: CUGBP Elav-like family member 4
Exons: 14
Coding region: 1-1509 (502 amino acids)
Biological process (GO): mRNA splice site recognition; regulation of alternative mRNA splicing, via spliceosome
Cellular component (GO): ribonucleoprotein complex; cytoplasm; nucleus
Molecular function (GO): mRNA binding
Source: RefSeq, a predicted model, not a curated record
AUGUAUAUAAAGAUGGCCACGUUAGCAAACGGACAAGCAGACAAUUCAAGCCUCAGUAGCAACCACCCUAACCCCAGCACCAACGGGCACAUGAACGGAUUAAAUCACAGUUCAGGGAACACAUCCACCAUUCCCAUGAAGGACCAUGAUGCGAUCAAGCUCUUUAUUGGGCAAAUCCCUCGCAACCUGGAUGAGAAAGACCUGAAACCUCUCUUUGAAGAGUUCGGAAAGAUCUAUGAACUGACGGUGCUGAAGGACAGGUUUACUGGCAUGCACAAAGGCUGCGCCUUCCUCACAUACUGCGAAAGGGAGUCUGCUCUUAAGGCCCAGAGUGCGCUGCACGAACAGAAGACGCUGCCAGGGAUGAACAGACCGAUCCAAGUGAAGCCAGCGGACAGUGAGAGCCGAGGAGGUACUUGCUGUUUAAAACACCCACCUGCCCACAGAAAACUCUUUGUGGGCAUGCUGAACAAGCAGCAGUCGGAAGAUGACGUCCGCAGGCUAUUCGAAGCGUUUGGGAACAUUGAAGAGUGCACGAUCCUUCGGGGACCGGACGGCAACAGCAAAGGGUGUGCGUUCGUGAAGUACUCGUCGCAUGCGGAGGCCCAGGCAGCCAUCAACGCCUUGCAUGGCAGCCAGACAAUGCCGGGGGCCUCAUCAAGCCUGGUGGUCAAGUUCGCGGACACGGACAAGGAGCGCACGAUGCGGCGCAUGCAGCAAAUGGCCGGGCAGAUGGGCAUGUUCAACCCCAUGGCUAUCCAGUUUGGAGCAUAUGGCGCCUACGCACAGGCACUGAUGCAGCAGCAGGCAGCGAUCAUGGCUUCCGUGGCUCAAGGCGGCUACCUGAACCCCAUGGCGGCCUUCGCUGCCGCUCAGAUGCAGCAGAUGGCGGCACUCAACAUGAACGGCCUGGCCGCCACGCCCAUGACGCCCACCUCAGGUGGCAGCACGCCUCCAGGCAUCACCGCACCAGCCGUGCCUAGCAUCCCAUCUCCCAUUGGGGUGAAUGGUUUCACUGGCCUACCGCCACAGGCUAAUGGGCAGCCCGCUGCAGAAGCUGUCUUUGCCAAUGGCAUCCAUCCUUACCCAGCACAGAGUCCCACGGCGGCCGAUCCCCUCCAGCAAGCAUACGCAGGAGUCCAGCAGUACGCAGGUCCUGCUUACCCUGCUGCAUAUGGCCAGAUAAGCCAAGCCUUCCCACAGCCGCCUCCAAUGAUCCCGCAGCAACAGAGAGAAGGACCAGAGGGCUGCAACCUGUUUAUCUACCAUCUGCCCCAGGAGUUUGGGGACGCAGAGCUGAUGCAGAUGUUCCUGCCAUUCGGUAAUGUCAUCUCCUCGAAAGUGUUUGUGGAUCGGGCGACAAACCAAAGUAAAUGCUUUGGCUUUGUGAGCUUUGACAAUCCCGCCAGCGCCCAAGCUGCCAUCCAAGCGAUGAAUGGCUUCCAGAUCGGCAUGAAGAGGCUGAAGGUGCAGCUGAAGAGGCCAAAAGAUGCUAACCGCCCUUACUGA